AUGUCCUUCCUCCGCAGCCGGUCAUCUCGCGUAGAUCGCCUAACGGUGCCAGGUGGGCUGGCACAGCCAAAGCCGUUCGAACCAUCCGAGGAGCUACCUCGCAAGAACAUUCGGCGAACGCGUACUCGAUCGCGGUCCAGGAAAUUGCAUAUUGAAUCCAGCGAAGAUGAAAGCACUUCUAGCAUCGAUAGGGUGCUGGAACGCCGCCUGCGCCGAGGAAGACCCCGCCAAGAGGACGACAUGCGGCAUCUUAAAAUAGGUCGAGAUCGAAGCCGACCAGACAAAGCCUCAAACGUUGUCUACAGUCUUCUUCAAAACACAUCCGUUUCCCAGCAAGAAGCGCUUAGACGUCAACGUGAAAUACCCUACUACUCAGGGUCCGAAAGCGACAAGGACCGAGAAGAAUCGAAGGAGAGAAAGUCGACCAGGGCCACUUCACGUGGCCCGCCGAAGGGAGACGCGGGUUCAGGAACCGGAAGUGACACCGUCGUUCGUUCACAUCCCGGCCUCGACGGACAAAAAACACACCAAGAGCCACCGACUCCGCCAGGGCCUGCUACCACCACAGCUUUGUCUGACUGGCAACCAGAGCAGAUGUAUAAUCCAUUCAGCAUCGUGCCCAUCUACCCAGUACUUUCUGAGCUGCUGGGAGAUGUACGCGACAAAUCCCCGACGCGCAUUCUCUGGCUGCAGAAAAGAGCAGCUGGUAUGGAAGGGAGCGAGGUCAUGGAGCGUAUCAUGGGCCUUUUUGGCCUAGAGGGCUUUAAGAAGCACUGCCUCUCCCUGUACGAGCGUAUUGUUUCGGUACCAGUGCCGCUGCGUCCGAGCGAGGCUGGCAACACCGACAUCUUUAUCGAGGGCAACGAAAGCGCCGGGCAGGACCUUGCUGCAUUGCGUUAUCGUGAGCUGUUGGUGUCACUGCAAGUCAUUCCUCGACCGUCUUUGAUACACUACUUUACCGAAGAACCUGCGUCUUUCGCCACCGCACUGCAGACUGUUAACAAGACUCUGGUGCAGAAUGUCGACAGCCCGUCGAAGAAAAGUAUGGUGCUUGUGUACCACGCAGACACGUCAAGCGAUCAGGCACAGCUUGUCAACACAAUAGAGCAGGCCCCAUGGAAAUCCAACGGACCAGAAAACGAUUGGCACAUCGUCUGGAUCGGCGUCGGAACGUCUUCCAGGGGAGGAAAGUUUGGAAAUCUCCAGUCCACUGUGCCGACAGUCCACGCCGAAGAUCUUACAUUUACAGAGUUGUGUCAUGGCUUGUGUUUUCUCCUUGGUUUUGGAGAUUCCCUCUCCUUACAGGUUGAAGACGGUCCCAGCGGAAAUGUGAUUUCAAAGACAAUCGAACGGAUCAUACGGGGGCACAGAUAUCGAGGAGCAUGGCAGCAGUGGACAACACUCGAGUCGAGCGCCAGGAUGCUUCGCCAGCGGCGUCUUCGCCCGUACUGGACAACGACUGGGGCCAUUACUAUCGCUGCACUUGAGUCUGCCGAUCACUACUAUGGGAGCUGCCACCUUCUGGGCGAAAAGCCAUGGGAAGUCCGGGCACGCGUUAGCGAAUACGAACAGCUGAUGCAAAUGGUUGGUCUCGAUGGCGUCAAAGCAAACGUGACGGCCCUGGUAGAAAGUGAACAACGGAAUCAGCAACAGCGUCUGUACAACAACGAGACACGGUUGUCCCGGUAUCAGAGAGCGGCGCUGCACCGUUGUUUUGUCGGACCGCCCGGAACAGGACGGCGGACAGUGGCCAAACUGUACGCACGCAUCUUGUGGCGGCUCGGACUUGUCGAGGGCAUGGAAACCGUCACACUAUCGCUUGCAUCUCUCAACGGCCUGACACGUCAAGAUAUUGAGCGGCACGUUCACAAUGCUUUCACUGACACAAAAAAUGUCGGAGUCGUCAUUGUCGAGGACAUAUGCAUAAAUGGCCUAGGCUUUGCUGUACAAGAAACGUCCAACAACGCAAAACGUGAGGAUAGUGACGAAGAGGACUCCAACGGAGACGAGCAAGACGAUGGUGGUGAUAUUGACGCCAUCCACGACAAACUCCCCCCUCAAGCAGUACGACACAGGAAUCAUGAGAUCCGGCCCUUCAUCUUUGAUCUUUUGGCCAAACGCGUCAAGACGCUGGAUGUGCAGGACACGGGUCCGGUUCUCGUUCUCGUCGGCCUUGCUACACAAUCUUCAGGCGCGAAUCUUGCUCGCCUCCCGCUCCAAUUGACUGAUUCCAAAAGAGACAUGGACAGCUCUCAUGCAUCGAUAUCUUCGAGCCUGCGACAGCUGUUCCUGCGCACGACGCAAACCAUUUCCCUCAGACCAUAUUCGGUUGGGGAGCUGUCGUUGUUGCUCGAACGGCGUCUCUCAAGACAACACGGCCAACCGUGGCCAAUGUAUAAGGCCGAUUUGCGGGCGAUGCGGAUUGCACGCUUGCGGCCAAGUUUCGACAACAUCUGCUUUGUUGAGCGCGUUGCGCUGCAUGCAAUGAGAUUCGAAGCGUCUCGUGCCAGCACGCUCGACGACAUGCCGUCGGACGAAGGAGACAGCUGGCAUCGACGCUCCGAAUCAAGCUCGUCCACGGUGCCUUCCAACAACGAUGCGAAAAUCGCACAGCGGUCUAGCGGCCGUGUCUCUUCCAGCCCAACAGUCAGAAACUUAUUUGGGCUCGGCCACAUUGUGCACCUAUUUGAGACCAUUGAUACCACGGCUACACAUCUGACGCAGGGCCAGCUGGAAGAUCCACGGCCGCACAUCCCGUAUCUCUUUUUAUUUUCUGGGCCUCCUGGCAGCGGCAAAACGUUGGUGUUGAACAAAAUCCUUGUGCCACUGUACUUUACCCUUGGUUUAGUGGACAAACAGGAGGUCGUGUCCUGCAACACAUCCGAGCUCAUGUACCCCCGAUCCCAAUCGAACAUUGGCAACGGACUUGGCCAUGCCAAGGACAUUAUGCGAGUGUCCGAGGUGCAGGUUAAGCGUAUGAUGGCAUUUGCAUUUGGUAAAGUGCUCCAUAUUCGCGGCCACAAAAACACGGACGACACACGGCACCUCACCGAUGACAAAGGCGAGGACCCAACAGCCUGCCGGGACAAGAUUCUGGCCUACAUCACAGAGCUUUUGGAGGCGGACGGACAUCUGUGGACGCACAACCUCGUUGUUGUCUUCGAAGAGGACAGCGCCACGAGCGAGGCCGUCAGUGCUAGCACCGCCAGCCUGGCAACCGGCCCAUUUACGCAGCUUCGCUUCCCGGCAAUCUCCACCGCCAACGUGAUUUUGAGCAUACUCCAGGAAAAGGUCGCCACUGCGUUUAUUGAACUGCCAGUCCUUUGGAAGCCAAACUUGACCAGCACGGACUCCAACCUAGAUGCGGUGGUAAAGAAGCGGCUAGAGUCAAUGCUCGAGCACAUUGCCCAACGACCGGCCUUCUCCGGGCGGGAACUCGACGUUUUGGCCAAGGACAUUGUGCGGUAUACCUAUAGUCAAUGGAUGCCGCACCCACUACUCGCCGACAAAAGUAAAGAGGGAGACUCGAGCCGCCAGCCUGGCCCAAUAUGGUUGACGGUGUCGCAUCUAAUAGUGAUUCUCAACCAACGGUAUCCCGACCAGCCAUGGAAACAGAGCGAGUUCUGA
This is a messenger RNA of Sporothrix schenckii 1099-18, 3627 nucleotides long. RefSeq lists its product as uncharacterized. The record is from RefSeq and is a predicted model, not a curated record. Bases 1 to 3627 code for a protein of 1208 amino acids. Lineage: Eukaryota; Fungi; Ascomycota; Sordariomycetes; Ophiostomatales; Ophiostomataceae. The transcript is spliced from 3 exons.